UUCGUCAAGACCCUCACGGGGAAGACGAUCACCCUCGAGGUGGAGUCUUCCGACACCAUCGACAAUGUCAAGGCCAAAAUCCAGGACAAGGAGGGCAUCCCCCCUGACCAGCAGCGCCUGAUCUUCGCCGGCAAGCAGCUCGAGGACGGCCGCACUCUUUCGGACUACAACAUCCAGAAGGAGUCCACCCUCCACCUUGUUCUCCGUCUCCGUGGCGGUAUCAUCGAGCCCUCGCUCAAA
This is a messenger RNA of Coniophora puteana RWD-64-598 SS2, 240 nucleotides long. RefSeq names its product ubiquitin. Gene Ontology annotation, biological process: modification-dependent protein catabolic process; protein ubiquitination. The annotation marks the transcript as partial. Gene Ontology annotation, molecular function: ubiquitin protein ligase binding; protein tag activity. Gene Ontology annotation, cellular component: nucleus; cytoplasm. Lineage: Eukaryota; Fungi; Basidiomycota; Agaricomycetes; Boletales; Coniophoraceae. The record is from RefSeq and is a predicted model, not a curated record. The transcript is spliced from 3 exons.